CCUUAGGGACCAGAAAAGGAAACUAACAAAAAAGCCUUGUCUUCUUUCUCCUCUAUCCAAUCUGCUUCUGCUUCAAUGGCGAAAGGGCAGUGAAUCCUCCUCUGCAGCUCCAAUGGAGACUGUUUCAUUCUCCAUUGCAUCUCCUCCUCUGCUUCUCCGGAACCCGAUGGAGCGACUCCGCUCCUCUCAGUCCCUCUUCCUCAGAACCCCGAAACCGUCCCUUCAAACAAGGCUGGCCCUUACCCACAAGCAUCAGCAGGGCUCAUACGCCGACGCCGCCGGCAGAAUCAGGUCCUUGGCCUUGUCAGAUAUCGACAUGGUCAGGAACAAGCAGGGGGUCUACACCCCGAAACCCAAGAAGGUCGUCGUCCUAUGGGACCUCGACAACAAGCCCCCCCGUGGCCCUCCCUACGAGGCGGCGACGGCCCUGAAAAGAGUCGCCGAGCGGUUCGGCGAGGUGGUGGAGGUGUCCGCCUACGCGAACCGCCACGCGUUCAUCCACCUCCCCCGAUGGGUAGUGGACGAGCGCCGGGAGAGGAAGCAGGUCGACAUCCUCGAAAGGAAGGGGAUCGUCAGCCCUCCUCAGCCGUACAUAUGUUCCGUCUGCGGCCGGAAAUGCAAGACCAAUUUGGACCUGAAGAAGCAUUUCAAGCAAUUGCACGAGAGGGAGAGGGAGAAGAAGCUGAACAGGAUGAGGUCACUGAAGGGCAAGAAGAGGCAGAAGUAUAGGGAGAAGUAUAUCUCCGGAAAUCACAAGUACAACGAGGCGGCUCGGGUUUUGGUUAGGCCCAAGGUAGGAUAUGGCCUGGCUGCAGAGCUGCGGAGGGCGGGGGUAUACGUAAAGACAGUGGAGGAUAAGCCACAGGCGGCCGAUUGGGCCCUCAAGAGGCAAAUGCAGCAUUCCAUGAGUAGAGGGAUCGAUUGGCUCCUCUUGGUAUCGGAUGACUCGGACUUUUCAGACAUGUUGAGGAAGGCGAGGGAGGCCGAUUUGGGGACGGUGGUGAUCGGGGAUUGGGACAGGGCGCUGGGGAGGCACGCCGACUUGUGGGUCCCGUGGAACGGAGUGGAGAGCGGGGAAGUGAGGGACGAGGAUUUGGUGCCGAGGAAGAGGGUUGAGAGGGAAGAGUUAAAUAGGGAUGAGGAUGGCAAUGGGUUGUUUUCAAUUUCAGUGUUCGAUGAGGAUUCCGAGGAUAGCGAGUUGGACAGUGUGGUGAAUGAGAUUAUAAGAGGGAGGUCAGGGUUCAGGGAUAUGAGAAUUUUGGCCUUUUCGGAAGGGGAGGAGGAGGGGGAUGAAGAGCAAGAAGAGGGAGAAUGGGUGACUGAGGAAGCAAAUGGGGACUAUUUUUCGGAGGAUGAGGAUUUUGAGAGGGAUGGCGGGUACUUUUGAAUCUGAGGAAUAGAGGGCAGAUGCUUGAUCGCUAUUUCGCAUCGGAAUCCUUGGUAGUAUUGCUUCGGAACAUGUGAAGGAAUAUGGCAAGUGAUGGCUCUGUUGCUAGAGUUCAGCAAAAUAGGCUUUUUGUCAGAUGGCAAAGAACAGGGCGGGAUAUCUUUCUGGGCCAAGGUUUGGUGAGGACUUCAUAGGAAGCUUGCGAGUGCAUAUGUGACUUAUGUUUGCUGCAUUCGAAGUCCCAAAUUUAGCCUCCCCGAAAACGGAUGGCUUCUUUCUGCCCUCAUCCUUGUACAGAUAAGAGAUCUCUGAUACGGAUCUGUCACGCUUCAUAAAGAAGGAACGGAAGAGGAUAUACGGAACCAUCAUACCAAAUGAUAUUCGUUCCAUAUGAGACUUCCAUUCCAAGACUCAUCAGACUCCCUCGCACCAAACGCAACUAAAGAAUUUCUUGGUAUCUUGUCAAGAACGGGUAGCCCUAUACUUUGAAUCCACGCUAAAGCCAGGUGACGUUUUUCUUGCGCAAAGCCGCUUUCAGCCACCUCAGUAAGUGGAUGUGGGAUGGAUUGUGACGUUUCCAUUUUAUAUUCGGCUUGUAGAAGUCGGUUCGGUUUAGGGCUCGGUGGAAACACUAGCUCAAUGCACAGAACUUGCUCUCUUUGCUUCUUUGACAAGGAUAAUGAGAUAGUCUCGCGUGUAAUUAUGGAGUCAUCACAUCUUCAACAUAUCCUUCUGGUGGAGGAACUGUGGAGAUCUGUACUUGGCAAUUGAUGAAGGCCUUCAAUGGCUGGCUGUUCUACUGCAUCUUCUGACCCCAUUGACGGCUUUCCUAUGAAAUGCAAGCAGUUUCCUCUUUCGGUGUUUCCGGUUGGGGUCAGGAUAAAGUCCAAUUCAAGACCUCCCGUAUGAUCAAUAACCCGUGUGCCCACAUGGUGUAGAUCGUCAAACCUAUGUUAGAUCUCCACACGCACUGUUCUUUUCAUCGCGUUAUACUCUGCUCAAGAAAUUUGACAAAACUUGAAAGAGUCGUGAGAUUUUAGACGGCCACCAACAUGCACUACUGUUGAGGGGCUCCGGCGACUUGGGUCAUGUUCGCUACCAUGUUCCAUUGAGCUCGUGUUGGCCUCGGUGCAUGUUCCUGAGUUGCUAUCAGCUUCUUUUAUUUUUGGUAGUAAGCGCAGUUCUUCAUUAACUAAUCGAGGGCUAGGUGGAGGCCUUGUCUAAGGCCAUGUAGUUCAGCAAUAACGCUUGUUGUGCCCAAGUUCAUACUAAAAUUGGCAACACGGAAACCCUGUGCGUCCCUAAUGAUCCCACCAGCCCCAACUGCGUUUGGGUUACCCCUACUGGAACUAUCAGAAUUGAGCUUGAAGAAGUUCGAGGGAGGCGGCGUCCAGCUAACAAGAACUUCAGCGGAAUUUCGCUUCAUGGAAGGUUUCAUUAUGCGAAGUACUCGGCAGCAAGUUGAAGAACAAGAAGCGGGAUGUCACUAUGAAGGGUUUGCUUGGAGAAGACAAGAAAGUUUCUAUGUUUCCACAGGUUCUAAAUGGCAGUGAUGAAGAUGAUGUCCCAUGGGAUACCCAGAUGAGAGGUCGACAAUGAUGUGCAGUUUGAUGUGAGCCAAGAGUCAAUGUUGUCAAUGAAAAAAAUUGUUGCA
Messenger RNA from Punica granatum (pomegranate), 3041 nucleotides. The record is from RefSeq and is a predicted model, not a curated record. Lineage: Eukaryota; Viridiplantae; Streptophyta; Magnoliopsida; Myrtales; Lythraceae.